This is a messenger RNA of Trichoderma atroviride IMI 206040, 438 nucleotides long. RefSeq lists its product as uncharacterized. NCBI's taxonomy places the organism in Eukaryota, Fungi, Ascomycota, Sordariomycetes, Hypocreales, Hypocreaceae. The record is from RefSeq and is a predicted model, not a curated record.
AUGGGCAAGCUUAUCAAGAACCACUGGGCUCGGCUCAUCAUGCUCACAGCCGCUACUUACCAAAUCGGCGCCGCCAUCGAGGGCUUCAUCUGGCCCAAGAUCUUCUGGGACUUCCUCACCCACUCGCUCGACGUCAUGGUCAAGCCCUUCCCCGUCCUGCAAAUCAUCAACCUCAUCUUCGGCAUCGCCAUGAUCGCCCUGGAGUGGCCCCUUCCCCUGCUCGCCGGCACCAGCGUCCACCGAUCCAUCGAGUUCCGCCUUGCCGUCCUGCCGCUGUCCGCGCUCGCCUGCCUGCUCAUGUAUCAGUCUACGAAUCCGGGCCUGUAUUAUCUGGUGGGCAUGGGUGCAUAUUUCUGGGCUUUCAGCGAAGGCGAGAUCAUCUGCGCAAAACCCUGGACUCUACCUCCGCGAACACCAAAUGCAAGCAGCAAAGUCUGA